AUGGCGGUAUAUGCAUCUCUGGUUCUCCUGAUAUCCCUUCUGAAUGCCUUGCAGUUGGUACAUGCCGUGGACCCUUUGGUUAACUUGGGCUAUGCCAAAUACAGAGGAGUACAAAAUCCCGGCGGAGUUACUCAUUGGCUUGGUAUGCGAUAUGCAGCACCCCCCUUAAGCCAACUCCGCUUCGCGGCACCGAAGGAUCCCCUGAAGGAGACGAAGGAUCAGAUUGCUGAUCAACACGGUCUCGCAUGUCUGGGAACCCGCGUCGUGCCACACAAGCAUACAUCGGAAGAUUGUCUCUUCAUCAACGUCUAUGCGCCGUCGAAAGCUAAACCGAAUGCUAAGCUACCUGUUUAUUUUUAUAUUCAAGGUGGUGGCUUUAACGGCCUUGCUGGAUCAAGGCUGAAUGGCACUGGGAUUAUUGAGGCUUCUGCCAUGAAUGUCAUCGUUGUGACCUUCAACUAUCGUGUUGGGCUUUACGGUUUCCUUGCAGGCAAAGAAAUCAAAGAGAAAGCUAGUCUUAACAAUGGCCUUAAAGACCAAAUUAAGGCUCUUGAAUGGGUUAAGGCGCAUAUUAAUAAGUUUGGCGGAGACCCCAACCAUGUCACAAUCGGUGGAAAUAGCGCCGGCGCUGCCUCCGUAUAUUAUCUGCUCACAGCAUUUGGGGGGAAGAGUGUCAAUACUUUCCAUGCGGCAGCAGCGGGCUCUCCCUCGUUUGGAACUCAGUUAACAAUCAAAGAAAGCCAAUAUAUGUAUAACAACCUUGUCAAAAAUACGAAAUGCAACGGCAAGGAUUCUCUCGCAUGUCUCCGCAAGAUGGACGCAGCGAACAUCCAAAGGCUCGACAAAACCUACCCCCUCCCGGGCAGCAAUGCCCCGCCAUUAUUCAUGUACAGCCCAACCAUCGAUGGCGAUUUAAUCACGGACUAUACCUACAGGCUCAUCGGAGCUGGAAAAAUAAAGAAAGUUCCUACGAUAUUCGGCUCAGACACUAACGAGGGCACCGUCUUCAUCCCCAAAAAGACAAAAAGCUUCAAAGAAUCUGACGACUUCCUGAAGAACCAAUUUCCAGCCCUGCAGCAAAAGCACCUGGACAAGAUCCACAAGCUUUUCCCGAAGACCAAUGAUGAUUUUCCCAACUCUGGACCAUACUGGCGCCAAGCCAGCAAUGCCUAUGGUAAUAUGCGGUACAAUUGUCCCGCUCUCGCUUUAAGCCUUGCCAGCAGCACAUGGGGCAACCACGAAAAAGCAUGGCACUUUCACUACGACGUCGACGACCCGCCAUCUACGAAAUCUGGCGUUGGGGUUGGCCACACGGCUGAUCUUCCUGCCAUUUGGGGUCCUGCGCACGGCUAUGGACCACAGUCAUACAUGCGUGGAGGUGUCAAUGCGCCUAUUGUGCCCCUUAUGCAAAGUUACUGGACGAGUUUCAUCCGCAGCUAUGAUCCAAAUACGCACAGAGCUAAAGGCAGCCCUAAGUGGGGGACAGUUUUGAAUAAGAAAGGUGAUAGAGUGCUGCACAACUUGUAUGUCAAGACAGGCAAGACGGAGACGAGGGUGAUCGAUAAAGGGCAGCUCACGAAAUGCGAGUACCUGAUUAAGGUCGGGGUGGAGCUUAAGAUGUGA
This is a messenger RNA of Paracoccidioides brasiliensis Pb18, 1623 nucleotides long. RefSeq lists its product as uncharacterized. Bases 1 to 1623 code for a protein of 540 amino acids. The transcript is spliced from 3 exons. The record is from RefSeq and is a predicted model, not a curated record.